This is a messenger RNA of Fusarium verticillioides 7600, 1512 nucleotides long. RefSeq lists its product as hypothetical. The record is from RefSeq and is a predicted model, not a curated record. Bases 1 to 1512 code for a protein of 503 amino acids. The transcript is spliced from 2 exons. NCBI's taxonomy places the organism in Eukaryota, Fungi, Ascomycota, Sordariomycetes, Hypocreales, Nectriaceae.
AUGUAUUCCUUUUUAUUUCUGAGGCUCAUUGGACUCGGAGUUAUUGCUCUGUCAGCAGCAGCCAAAUCAGUCAGAUCAUGCAACGAUAUAACCCCUCCGAAUGUACCAGGUGCCACGAUCAGAUCCAUCAAAAGUCGAAUUUAUCGCGGCCACUCAGUUCCUGCACUUUCCCCAACACUACUUCAAGAAGUCACACAUUUAAACAUCUGUGAAGUAAAUGUCACUCUAUCUCAUUGGAACGAAGACGAUACAGUUCUCGUGCAGAUUUGGCUGCCUCUUGACAACUGGAACUUCCGUUAUCUCGCUAUUGGGGGCGGUGCUUGGGCAGCUGGGCUGGGUCAAUUUGAUCUUGCCCUCCCUGCUUCUCAAGGCUACGCUGUCUCUUCCACCAAUGCUGGUAUCAGUGGGAAUCCAAUCGAUCCGUCAGACUGGGCCUUGAAGCCUGAUGGCACUGUCGAUUAUGGCCUUCUCCAAAACUUUGCUUCACGAUCUGUCCAUGACAUGGCACUUGUUGGCAAGGCAGUUGCAGCGUCUUUCUACAAGGUCCCGGCGACGAAGGCAUACUUCAAUGGCUGCUCUACUGGGGGCCGUCAAGGCUUGGCGGCAGCACAGCAUUAUCCAAGCGAUUUUGAUGGGAUUCUGGCUGGAGCUCCCGCCAUCUACUGGUCGGAGUAUGUCAUGACAGAACUUUGGCCUCAAGUUGUCAUGAAAGACGCGAACUAUUAUCCAUCGACUUGCGAGUUGGAUGCUUUUGUAUCAGCAGCCGUGGAAUCUUGCGACGGAAAGGAUGUAGUAGUGGAUGGCGUGGUUACAGAGCCGUUUACGUGCAAGUACGACCCCUUCGCCCUUUUCGACCAGAGAAUUGAGUGUGGCAAUGAGAGCAUAGUGAUUAGCAAACUUGCGGCAUCAAUCGUGAAUAAGAUAUGGAGAGGUCCGACCGACUCAAAAGGCAACGCCCUAUGGUAUGGAAUGCCCAGAGGUGCAUCGCUUACCGCUUUGGCUGCUACUAAGACAGUGAAUGGCACAAUCACUGGUGCGCCAUUCUUUGUAGCUGAUACAUGGGUUCGCAACUUCGUCAAGGCGGACCCAAGCUUUGACACAUCGGAACUCAGUAUCUCUGACUUCGAAAAACUGUUUUCAGAGUCCCGAGCUAAGUUUGGUCAUAUCAUGGAUUCAUCAGAUCCCAAUCUCCAUCGAUUCAGGACAGCGGGCGGAAAAAUGAUUAUUUGGCAUGGCCUGAGCGAUCAGUUGAUUUAUCCUCAGGAUAGCAUCCGAUACCUGACAGAGGUUGAGAAGAAGUUCAAGUCCAAGGGAAAAAACCCCUUUGGGGCCCUGCUAGCCUGGGUGGAAGACGAGAAACCUCCUCAUACACUGGAAGCACAUACGAAGCCAGACGCAUUGACCCAGUUCUCAAGAAAGAUAUGUCUUUAUCCUGAAAUGGCAAAAUACAAGGGUAGGGGAAACACGAGCUUCUCCAAGAACUAUAUUUGCGCCACUCCUUGGAGGCAUUGA